This is a messenger RNA of Scatophagus argus, 2829 nucleotides long. It is a transcript of the gene syvn1, whose product is annotated as synovial apoptosis inhibitor 1, synoviolin. The record is from RefSeq and is a predicted model, not a curated record. NCBI's taxonomy places the organism in Eukaryota, Metazoa, Chordata, Actinopteri, Scatophagidae. Bases 225 to 2138 code for a protein of 637 amino acids. Gene Ontology annotation, cellular component: cytoplasm. The transcript is spliced from 16 exons.
UACCGUAGUAGCCGGAUGUGAGGUGGCUCCCAAGGAGCAAGCCAAAGAUAAACACGUAGCCAGACGAACAGGGGCGAGGAUAAUGAAUAUUAUCGAGAAGCUACUGUGAAAUGAUUGAAAUGGAGUAGCUGUUACACAUAUAGUGAUUUUAGCAGGCAAGGAGACACCCGUAAUUUUUACCAAGGACGAACAGACAUCGAGUCGUGUCUGUAGCUGAGUCCAAAAUGGUACGAGCAGCCUUGGUGACUGCCACCAGUCUGGCAUUGACUGCAGCUGUGGUGGCACAUGCUUACCUCCUUAAACACCAGUUCUAUCCCACUGUGGUCUACCUCACCAAGAGCAGCCCCAGCAUGGCAGUGUUGUACAUUCAGGCCUUUGUGUUGGUGUUCCUGCUGGGAAAGUUCAUGAGGAAGGUUUUUUUUGGACAGCUGAGGGCUGCAGAAAUGGAGCAUCUGAUCGAGCGCUCCUGGUACGCAGUGACUGAGACGUGCCUGGCAUUCACUGUGUUCAGGGAUGACUUCUCCCCCCGUUUCGUCGCCCUCUUCACCCUCCUGCUCUUUCUUAAGUGCUUCCAUUGGCUGGCUGAGGACCGGGUGGACUUUAUGGAACGGAGUCCAAACAUAUCUUGGCUUUUUCAUUUGAGAGUAUUAUCUCUCAUGGGACUGUUGGGUGUGCUGGACUUCCUGUUUGUCAACCAUGCCUGUCACAGCAUCAUUACCAGAGGAGCCUCAGUCCAGCUCGUUUUUGGAUUUGAGUAUGCCAUCCUGCUGACCAUGGUGUUGACGACAUUCAUUAAAUACCUUCUGCACACUAUUGACCUACAGAGUGAGAAUCCCUGGGACAACAAGGCAGUCUAUAUGCUUUACACUGAGCUCUUUACAGGUUUCAUCAAAGUGCUCCUGUACAUCGCCUUCAUGACCAUCAUGAUUAAGGUCCACACCUUCCCCCUGUUUGCUAUUAGGCCCAUGUAUCUGGCUAUGAGGCAGUUCAAGAAAGCUGUAACAGAUGCUAUAAUGUCUCGGAGAGCCAUCCGCAACAUGAAUACACUAUACCCUGAUGCUACUCCUGAAGACCUGCAGGCCUCUGACAAUGUCUGUAUCAUCUGUCGGGAAGAAAUGGUCACUGGGGCCAAGAAGCUGCCUUGCAAUCACAUUUUCCACUCCAGCUGCCUGCGCUCCUGGUUCCAGAGACAGCAGACCUGUCCUACCUGUCGUAUGGACGUCCUUCGGGCAUCUAAUAACAACCAGACUCCAGCUCCAGCCCAGGCUCCACCCCCCGCCCCCGCAGCCCCCGCCAAUGCCCCCGCAGCCCCACCUGCCAAUGUGGCCCCAGGCAUGUUACCUGGCUUUCCUCCUGGCAUCUUCCCCUUCUGGGGUCCCUUCCCUGCAGUGCCUCCGCCUGCUGCAGCUGCUGCAGCACCUGGUGCCACUGACGCUGCACGAGGCAGCACAGAGGCCACGCAGGCAACCGGUACGAGCCAGCCCUCCUCGUCUACUGCAGACUCUGCUGCUGCAGCAGCUGCUGCUCCGGGAACAACAAUCCCAGGCUUCCCCUUUUCCUUCCCUCCUCCUCCCUUCCCCGCUGCACCAUGGCUGCCCAUGCCGCCACCUCCUCCCUUCGUCCUGUCCUCUCCCCCAGUGUCAUCAAUGCCACCUCCUCCUCCAUCUCUGUCCCAGCUGUCAGAGGAGGAGCUGAGGGAGUUGGAGGCAGAAGGCAGACGGGGCCUUGAGGCCAGGCUCCAGUGUCUCCAGAACAUCCACACCCUGCUGGACGCCGCCAUGCUCAACAUCCACCACUACCUCAGCACCGUCGCCUCACUCAGUCCUCCUCGGGCUGAGGGCAGCACUGGACAAGCCAGUGGGACGAACCACACUGCUUCAUCUCCUGGCAGUAGCGCAGACAGUUCCGACCAGGAAAAAAAUGCUCCCAGCUCUGAGCAGGUGGACGGAGCUGCAGCGUCCUCUCAGUCAGCUGUCUCCUCUUCUGCUGCCUUGGACACGGAAAGACAAACGAUGGAUGAAGGGGUGGCGGUGGGAGAGGAGGACGGGGAGCCCAACGCCGCUGAGUUGAGGCGCCGGCGUCUUCGUAAGCUAGAGACGGCAACAUCGUCAUCGUCUUCACCCCCUCCUGACAACUGAUCCGUGUGUUCUGACUCAGACAUGUUGCUCUGGACCAACAGGAACUGUGAGCUGAUUGAUCGUUGCUUUGGUUCUUUAUUGGCUCUCUUCCUCGUGGCUUCCACAGGCUCAGGUGUCUUUCUGCGUCGAGUUGGACUGAGACCACCGGGAGACAAGAUGAUCUUGGCCGUUUAUCUGAACUGUCUCUGUGUCAGAAAGCAAUAGCAUGACCUUUUUUUUUUCUUCUGUUUUUGCCACCUGUUUUUCCUCUCAGAAUGACUACUGCAAUAAGAGUAUAGCAGGCGUUUGUAAGUUUAAAGUGGUGGAAGAGGAAUUCUCAUUUCAAAGUCAGUCAUUUGGUCAAUGUGAGAGAGACGGUGUUUGGAUUUGUGUUUGGUAGUUUUACUGUCAGUGAUGUCUUUGCCUGCACUUCGAUUUUUGUUAAAUUUGCUUUCUUCAGAACAAAGAUGGUCCCAUUUGCCGCUCAUUCAUCAUGUUACACAGCACCUGGAGCAGUGUAAGGCCCAAUGAAUUCAAAUCAGCUACUCUGGCUUUGGCUUACUUUUUCUUUAACAUCCAUCACUCUUCUGUUGCCACUGCAGACGUUGUAACAUACUGAUUUAUUUGAAUGUGUACAUACUGUAUAAAGAGUUUUAAUAGAAUGAUCUGUACAUAAUGCAGAAUAAAUUGUUCGACUGAAAUUGCAGCGGCA